CAGUUGUGUCUAUAAAUUGCUAGAGAGGGAUCUUUGUGGCUAAAACUCUGUUUUUUUUUUCUGUCUGAAGAAGAAGAUAAAAGAAGGGGAAUAUUCAAAAACCCUAAACUAACUAACUCCAAUGUCUUCCUCCUCCACUCUUCAAGCUUCUCUUCUCCUUCGUCCUCCUUCUUCCUUUAUACCUCACCAUCGUCCUCUCCUCUCUUCUUCUUCUUUACGUUUCAAUCCUCAAACUCUCUCCAGUUUCUACCGUCUUUCUUCAACUCUUCUCAGCUCUCGGUUUCGUCCCCUUCCUUGCUCAUUGCGCCAAGACAAUGUCGCUUCCGACUCAGAUUUCCUUCCCAAGGACGGGAACGUGACGGAGUCAGCAGAGAGUAGAUUGGUUUCGGAAUUAGUGACUACUGACCAAGGGACGAGUGAAGACAUCCUUGCGGCUGAAACCAAUAGUGGAGGAGGAGGAAGAGCGGAACGUGAAGAGGAAGACAAGAAGAAGAAGGAGAAGAGCAAGUUUCAGAUUGUGGUGUUGCUGAUGGGGCUAUGGGCAUCUUUAAAGAGAGCCAUGGAGAAAGUAAUGCAACGGGAGUGGCUAACCUGGUGGCCUUUCUCUCGCCAAGAGAAGCGUCUUGAGAAACUCAUCGCCGAAGCCGAUGCUAAUCCAACGGACGCUGCUUUGCAGGGAACUUUAUUAGCUGAGCUCAACAAACACAUUCCUGAAGCUGUUGUUCAACGCUUCGAGCAAAGGGAACACGCAGUGGACAGUAGAGGAGUUGCUGAAUAUAUUCGAGCUCUUGUCAUUACUAAUGCUAUCACUGAGUAUCUUCCUGACGAACAAACCGGCAAGCCAUCUACUCUUCCCACACUGCUGCAAGAGCUGAAGCAUCGUGCUUCAGGCAAUAUGGACGACUCAUUUGUGAACCCUGGUAUAUCUGAGCGGCAACCUCUGCAUGUUACCAUGGUUAAUCCAAAAGUUUCCAACAAAUCAAGAUUUGCACAAGAGCUUGUCUCGACCAUCUUGUUCACCGUUGCUGUUGGAUUAGUGUGGUUAAUGGGUGCAGCUGCUCUGCAAAAGUAUAUUGGAAGUCUUGGAGGAGUUGGAACUUCGGGUGUUGGUUCAACUUCUUCAUUUUCCACAAAAGAGGUUAACAAAGAGAUAACUCCAGAAAAGAAUCUCAAAACAUUUAAGGAUGUAAAGGGUUGUGAUGAUGCAAAACAAGAGCUUGAGGAGGUGGUAGAAUAUCUGAAAAAUCCAUCAAAGUUUACCCGCCUUGGAGGAAAGUUGCCAAAGGGAAUUCUUCUAACAGGGUCACCUGGUACUGGAAAGACAUUGCUGGCUAAAGCAAUUGCUGGAGAAGCUGGAGUACCUUUCUUCUAUAGAGCUGGAUCUGAAUUUGAAGAGAUGUUUGUUGGCGUUGGAGCUAAGCGUGUGAGAUCCUUGUUUCAGGCAGCUAAAAAAAAGGCGCCGUGUAUCAUUUUCAUUGAUGAAAUUGACGCGGUUGGUUCCACGAGGAAGCAAUGGGAAGGGCAUACAAAGAAGACACUGCAUCAACUACUUGUUGAGAUGGAUGGUUUUGAGCAGAAUGAGGGAAUAAUAGUUAUGGCUGCAACCAACUUGGCUGAUAUACUUGAUCCAGCACUAACAAGACCGGGUAGAUUUGAUAGGCAUAUUGUCGUCCCUAGUCCGGAUGUCCGUGGACGGCAAGAGAUUUUGGAACUCUAUCUCCAAGGCAAACCUAUGUCAGAUGAUGUGGAUGUUAAAGCCAUUGCUCGUGGAACUCCUGGAUUCAAUGGUGCUGAUCUUGCAAACCUGGUAAAUAUAGCUGCCAUAAAGGCGGCUGUUGAAGGGGCUGAGAAGCUUUCUGCUGAACAGUUGGAAUUCGCCAAGGACAGGAUUGUUAUGGGGACAGAGAGGAAGACAAUGUUCGUAUCAGAUGACUCAAAAAAGCUCACUGCCUACCAUGAGAGUGGCCAUGCUAUUGUCGCUUUGAACACGGAAGGUGCGCACCCGAUCCACAAAGCAACUAUAAUGCCCCGUGGAUCUGCGUUGGGGAUGGUUACUCAGUUACCUUCAAACGAUGAAACAUCAGUGAGCAAGAAGCAGUUAUUAGCUCGUCUUGAUGUAUGUAUGGGAGGAAGAGUCGCAGAGGAGCUCAUCUUUGGCCAGGAUCAUAUCACCACUGGAGCAAGUAGCGAUCUCUCCCAGGCUACAGAACUUGCUCAAUAUAUGGUAUCGAGCUGUGGGAUGAGUGAGGCAAUAGGACCAGUUCAUAUAAAAGAAAGACCAAGUUCCGAAAUGCAAUCUCGCAUUGAUGCAGAGGUAGGGACUCUCUUUGUUCGUUUUAUUCUAGUUCCCAUUGAAAUCCUUUUGUUCCCAAGUCUGAGUGUUUAUGGUCAGGUUGUGAAACUCCUUCGAGAGGCAUACGAGCGAGUGAAGUCUCUGUUGAAACGGCAUGAGAAGCAGCUACACACAUUAGCAAAUGCACUUCUGGAGUAUGAAACACUAACCGCAGAAGACAUAAAGCGUAUUCUCCUUCCAAAUCAGGAAGGAGAGAAGUUAGAGGAGCAACAACAACAAGGAGACUUAGUGUUGGCCUAG
Messenger RNA from Eruca vesicaria subsp. sativa (arugula), 2593 nucleotides. The record is from the annotation of a GenBank genome assembly. NCBI's taxonomy places the organism in Eukaryota, Viridiplantae, Streptophyta, Magnoliopsida, Brassicales, Brassicaceae.